Molecule: messenger RNA, 336 nt
Organism: Protopolystoma xenopodis
Lineage: Eukaryota; Metazoa; Platyhelminthes; Monogenea; Polystomatidea; Polystomatidae
Source: the annotation of a GenBank genome assembly
GGCCAGGAUCUUCUUGUUGAUCAACUACGUCGGCGUAGUUACAGCUUAACCGACUUAAGCGGUCCUGAUCCCUUGCGAACCAGAAGACUUCCAGUAAUGUCUGGAGGGGAUGUUGAAGACCUCGGGCCAUUCACUGAUUUAACUGGUAAAAAAAAUACUUUGACUAACUUCAUGCUCUGUCUGUUUUUCCCUAUUGAUCGUUCGAAGCAAACAUAUUUUUUACGAAAACUAUUUCUUGAACCAUCUGUCUUGGUUUCAGCUUUCUCCAAAAUUACGUUUGCCUACUUAAUUUCUCCACAUCAAGAUGUGAGGGUAUGCUUAUCCACUAGAUACUGA